This is a messenger RNA of Caenorhabditis remanei, 720 nucleotides long. RefSeq lists its product as uncharacterized. The coding region runs from base 1 to 720 and encodes 239 amino acids. Gene Ontology annotation, molecular function: metal ion binding. Lineage: Eukaryota; Metazoa; Nematoda; Chromadorea; Rhabditida; Rhabditidae. The transcript is spliced from 4 exons. The record is from RefSeq and is a predicted model, not a curated record.
AUGAUGACACGCCUUCUAACGAUCGCUUUCUUCAGUAUUCUCUCUCAGACAUGGGUUCUUCUUGAUAAUGGAAACUUUACGAUCCAAUGCUAUUGUUUCUUUGUUCUCAACACUUCGUUCGUCAUCAUUCAACAUGUUUUAUGUGCUUCUGCCAACACGAGACUACCGAAUUACGACGAUCACCCAAUUGUUAAGAAAAAUUGUCUCAAAGUGACUAUCUUGUUUUCCGGGAUGAUUAUAUGCUCCACUAAAGCUCAAAAUUUUUUCAUGUUUCUUUCGCAGUGCUAUUUCCAACCGAUGUUUUACGCUUGGCUUCUGGACUUCCAUAUUGUUUUUUACGACGAGUAUUUUUACAUUGAUGAUUGUCGAGAUCGGAUUUUGCGAAUGAGAAGAAGAAGAGAAGAAAUGAGAGGAAGUUUUGUGAAAAUAAUAACUAUCAAGAAGUUAAUCAAGCUACCGAUAAGAAGUGGUUCUGUUGAUAUACUAGAAUGUAUCAUCUGUCAACUGAAAUACAAUGAUUUCGAAGAAAACCGAUUCCCGCGAAUAAUGAAGGAAUGUGGUCAUUCAUUGUGCACAGAAUGUGUCAACUUGCUUAUAAGCAAAACUACAUUAAGAAAUAUAAUCCAAUGUCCAUAUUGCAGAAGGCCUAGUAUUGCAAAUAUCAAAAAUAUUUCUAAGAAUUAUGCACUACUUGAUGUCAUUCGAGAAUCGAAAGAGUGA